This is a messenger RNA of Triticum dicoccoides, 564 nucleotides long. RefSeq names its product phosphatidate cytidylyltransferase 2-like. Gene Ontology annotation, cellular component: endoplasmic reticulum membrane. Lineage: Eukaryota; Viridiplantae; Streptophyta; Magnoliopsida; Poales; Poaceae. Gene Ontology annotation, molecular function: phosphatidate cytidylyltransferase activity. The transcript is spliced from 3 exons. The record is from RefSeq and is a predicted model, not a curated record. Bases 66 to 548 code for a protein of 160 amino acids.
CAACCGAUGGGAAUAGAACAAAUGGACCCACUUUGCUUGUCAGCGAUCGGAACAAGUAUAAGUCGAUGCUUAUCCGUACAUAUUCUACUGUGUGGAUGAUUGGCGGCUUUGCAUUCCUAGUUUAUAUGGGCCAUCUUUAUAUCUGGGCCAUGGUGGUUGUCAUUCAAAUAUUCAUGGCGACAGAGCUUUUCAACCUACUCAGAAAAUCCAGUGAAGAGAAGCAACUGCCAGGGUUCAGGCUCCUAAAUUGGCACUUCUUUUUCACGGCAAUGUUGUUUACAUAUGGACGCUUUCUUAGUCGGGAGUUUGUUAACACAGUAUCUUCAGAUCACUUGUUGUAUAAGCUCGUCAGCGGCCUAAUAAAGUAUCAGAUGUUUAUUUGCUAUUUUCUUUAUAUUUCAGGAUUUGUAUGGUUUAUUUUGACACUGAAGAAAAAGACAUACAAAUACCAGUUCAAACAGUAUGCCUGGACACACAUGAUUCUUUUAACGGUUUUUGCACAAUCUUCUUUCACGGUGGCAAAUAUAUUUGAAGGAAUGUUCUGGUAAGCCAUAUAUUUAUCUU